CAAAAUGGUACAUGGUUGUUGCAUCACGAACUGCGAAUCGAAAUCCGAUAGCGGAUUUUCCCUCCACCAGAUUCCUUCUGGAAGGACCAGUGCACAUCAGGUACGAAGACGCCAAUUGUGGAUCAAUUCUAUCGGCCGCACCGACAUAAAUUACCAGUAUGCCAAAGUGUGUAGUAAACAUUUUGAAACAGAAGGUGAACUGGAUUUCAACUUUAUUCUUGAACGAAAACGAUCAUGAAAACGAUGAAUUCGUCUUCGAUUAUAGUGAUUAUGGACAGCUACCAAGUGACACGGAGAUUAAAGCAAACCAAUAUUUUCCGGAAGAUGCUGAAAUGAUGGACCAGUUCCUUGUCUACGAAGAAGAUGAAAGGACAUUUGACCUUCAAUGUACAGACCUGAGCAACUCGGUGCUACUAGAAUGGAACAUCUUAGCCUGGUUGGAAGAGUGGUUGGAGGAUGAUGCGGAUUUUGAAUAUACGACUGAGGAAUGGUUGGAUGAUGAUAUGGAAGUUAGCACGCAAGAUACUGCACACCUGGAACACCUGGAAAUAUGUCAAAUGUACGCUGCUCAAUACAUCAACGAGGGAAACAUGAAUAUACAUAUAAAUUUAAGAAAAUGCAGCCUCUACGAUUAAAAAUCAAUUGUUCAACCAGCUUAUAGUUACGUCCUGUCUGCCUUUCAUAAAUAACCGUAUUUAUGAUGGAUGGUUCAUAAUCAGCGUUAAAAGGAAUAUGUAAUCAACAUAACGGUGUAAUAAAUUAAUGUUAUCAAGUGUAUGCAAUUCUGUAAUCUAUUUAUUUGCUGUUAAUAUGAAAAGACAAUAGGUACAUUAAACUAGCUGAAAUUCCAGCAAAAAGGUUGUUAUUCAACUUUGCUGUACAUUCAGUAAAGAUUGCUGAUUUUUCAGUAAUGUGUUGUCAGUUUGACUUCGACCCAAAUUGCUGGUCAUCCAGCAAAAAUAUUUUGCUGGAAGGAUUGCUGAGCUUCCAGCUCGGCAAAAUCCAGCAAAAUUUUGCUGGUUUCCAGCAAUAAAAAAUGAG
Ochlerotatus camptorhynchus is the source of this 1041-nucleotide messenger RNA. RefSeq lists its product as uncharacterized. Lineage: Eukaryota; Metazoa; Arthropoda; Insecta; Diptera; Culicidae. The coding region runs from base 159 to 635 and encodes 158 amino acids. The transcript has 5 exons. The record is from RefSeq and is a predicted model, not a curated record.